UAAAAUUUUAUUUUAAAAAAAUAAAAUAAAAUGCCUUCAACUCACCGUUAAUUGUCGGAUUUUUAUGAUUUUAACCUCCAAUUCAUCCUUUGAUACCGGCAACGGCCUUUCGACUCAAAUCCUUCAACUUGCAGUUAAAACCGCACAGAAAAGGUUCACAUCGUUGAGCGUACACAACGUGUUUGAUAUAAUAUCCCAGAGACGUAAACUUCCUCUGCCAGCUAUGUUGCUCUAUGAUCUCUAUGAUGGGUUCAAGGAAAUCCUCAAGAUUCAAAAGUUUGGCAGACUUGUUUCCUACACUGGGUUCUUCUGCUUCGCUGCUCUUAUAAGCUAUGCCAAUACAAGCAACACAACUAGAGCUGGGUAUUCGAGAGCUGACCAAUUCUAUGCAUCUUAUCCUGCUGGAACUGAACUUUUAACAGACACGGCUAAGUUAUAUAAAGCAGCACUUGGCAAUUGCUUUGAGACAGAAGAUUGGGAUCCAAUUGAAUUCUGCAUCAUGGCUAAACACUUUGAACGUCAAGGGAAAUCACCUUACGCUUAUCAUGCUCAAUACAUGGCACACCUCCUUUCCCAAGGUCAACUUGAUGGAAGCGGCUAGAAGGAGCUAUGAUCAUGAGGGUGAUCCGCUGCUUGAAGAUGUGAACAAACAACUACUCAUUGCAAUGUACAUGAAAAUCAGAUUCAUGCAAGGCUUAGUGAAAGGAAAACCUGAAGUUAUGUUUCUUUGGAUUCCAAGUGAUUUUUCCUCUUAUACAAGAACUCAUGCUGACACCUUCAUUAUCAUAUGACUAUUUUACUACUAUUUAAUCUUUGAUACUCUGAAUUAGUCUUUUCUUUUCUUUUCUUUUAACAUUGGAAAUUUGGGAAAGGGUUGGAAGUUCGUUCAACUCUACUUAAAGUACUGUUUGGUAUUAUUGUCAACAAAUAAUAAAUUACAAAUAUUAUU
Rubroshorea leprosula is the source of this 949-nucleotide messenger RNA. The record is from the annotation of a GenBank genome assembly. NCBI's taxonomy places the organism in Eukaryota, Viridiplantae, Streptophyta, Magnoliopsida, Malvales, Dipterocarpaceae.